Molecule: messenger RNA, 615 nt
Organism: Didymodactylos carnosus
Lineage: Eukaryota; Metazoa; Rotifera; Eurotatoria; Philodinida; Philodinidae
Source: the annotation of a GenBank genome assembly
GCAUUUUGUUCAUAUGUAAACUAUCCGAAAGAAAGAGAAAAAUCAUACUCACACUUUCAGAAAACGUUUUUCUUAUCAAAAUAUGUUUUUAUCUUCGGUUUUCUUUUUCUAAGUCAAUGAACAAAAGUAGGCGAAAAAUAAAAUUAUUUUAUCUCUCUAUCUUUAGGCGCAAAACUUAUGCUAGUAUAUCAGUUUGCACUUUUUGAUAUUAAUCCAAAUUCAUCGGUGGACGAUGUUCGAAAAGCGCACAAGAGAAAAGCAUUACAACAUCAUCCGGAUAAAAAUCUAGAUAAUUCAAAUGGUAGAGAUCACUUUCAGCAGAUACAGAAAGCAUACGAAAUGUUAUCAAAAGAUGAAGAAAGUGGUAGACAAGUUAACUAUGAUAGUGAUGAUAGUAAUGACGAUUUUAGUUUUGAAGAUGGUACAAAUUUUUCAAAUGAAUAUUGUUCAAAAAUUAAAGAAUGGAUCGAAGAGUAUAAUAACAAUCUUAUUAUAGAAGAUAAUUUUACAGAGGAAUUAAUAAUAAUUACUAGUGAUCUGAUGACAAAAUUCGAUCAAUUGGAACAAGUGUCGACUAAAUAUAUUGAAUGUAAUGUGUGUCGUCAAACAUUUUGA